AUGAACUUAAUAGUUUACCUACCCUGAUGAGUUUGAGAUAAUCAAGUUUAAUAAUUUCCGAUGGUCAUUAGGGACUUGCUGACCUGUUGGUAUGCCUACUAAUUCAAAAAAAUACCCCUAAUUACUUAGAUAAUAUUAAUACCAACAUAUAAUUUGAUAAAUAAUUUGAUAAAAACGACUAUCGGCUUGUUGCCGGUAUAUAAGUUAAUGUGAAUUUAGAGUAUAUAAGUUUAUGUGUAUUUGGUAAGUAAUUAAUUUUGUGUUAACAUAACUACAUGACGUAGUGAACACUAGGAAUAUGGUAGGUGCGGAUUUUUUUUAAUAAUACCUACCUACCUAAGUAUCUACUGACUUCCUAUCGUAAAAUUUAUUUGAAAAUGAUUUUCAUUAUCAUCGAACAGUAAAAAAUACUUUUACUUAAUAAAGAAAACUUAUUUUCGAUCCUAUAGUGGUCUAUAGUGAUAUUAUCGUUGAUUUUGAUUUUGAUUAUAAUUGUUUACAUGCAAAUCCCAUUAUAAUUCGUCUGGUUAUUACUCCAAGAAUAGUAAAUAGAUAACAUAUAACUACAUAAUUCCUCUGAGACUUCAAGGAAGUGGAAAUGCUUCAAAGAGAAUAUAAAUGCAUAUCCUGAAAAAUAUUGUCUAUGCUCCUAACCUAAAUCCUCCUUCUUUCCUUCCGGCGCCGGCGUUGACUAUAUUCAAGGUCGUCCGUGUUUUUGUGAUUAUUUGUGCUAAAUUUUAUUUUUGUUUUUGAAAUUCCAUCUGCAACGCAGCGUAGAAGGUUGACUGCACAAAAUGAAGUGCUUUUUAAGGGAAUGCGACACCACUACGGAGAAUCUUUAUGAAAAAACCAAACCCGGUGCGAUUGACGUAUCGUUUGUUAAGUUUCCCAAAGACCCCAAUACUCGGAAGCUUUGGCUAAAAAGCCUCUGCAUUAUAGACCCUUUACCAGAUGAUGCCAAGAUCUGCUCCCUGCAUUUUCUUGAUGAUGAUUUGUAUCUGAAAAAUGGUGUGUUGCGAGUUUCGAGUGCUGCUAUUCCUAUUAUAAUGCCGUUCUGCACGAUUUGCCAAGAUACAACCAACAAGCUGUUUAGUUUGACUAAAUACAAGGUUGAACAAGUAUUUGCAGCAAUAGCUCGCAUACCUGUAUGUACUAACAUUAAACCAGGAAUUUGCACGGCUUGUUUGGUGUCAUUGGGGGAUUCAAUUUUGUUCAAACAGAUGUGUCAGGACUCUCGAAUGAUACUAGAAGAGUUUGCGUUGAAGAUAACUCCCGCUCUUACUUCGGUACGAAGGCGAGUUUUCUUCUAAAGGGGUGAUUUUUGAUCCCAAGAGUACGCUCUCGUGAUCAAAAACCAUCUUUUUAAGCAAAGUACAUGACGAGAUCCUCCCUAAUAUCUGUGAAGCCAAAAUUAUGUUCCUCAGUGAAUUCAAAACAUGAAACACCGCAUCAAGGCACAAUGAUUUUUCGUUUUUACCAUCAACUAACUUAUGUGGUCAUAAUUUAUUUUAAAAUUCGUUUUACUAAUGUAUUUGAAUUCAUAUGACUCUCGACUCGGGCGUCCCAUACUUAAUGAAUAGAACGCAAAUGGUAGAUAUGUUACCGUUAAAUUGAAAAAUACGUCAGUUUAUAAUCUCAUUCGUGAUAUUAUAAUCUACUGUCAUAUUGUGAACUGAAAAUAUUGAUUACAAUUUAAUGUGUUAUUUAUCGGUAUAUUAUAAUCUAUCGGAGGUGAAACCGAUAAAUUGCAACCUUAAAACGUCAACUGUCGAACUUGCCCCCAAUUGGUCGGUCUUACAGCAGACCGUUCUGUGUCCAUAGAGUUAAGAAUAAAACACAUAUGUCAGUCAAAUAAAAUACUUCAAGAAUUGUGACAUCACAUAUUUAUUUAUUAUUUAUUUUACAGAAAGACUGACCCUUAGUUUAGAUUUAACUAAAUUAUACUUAUACUAAAUAAGUGUAGAUUUGAUUAAAUUAUACUUAUAAUUUACAAUAACAACAUUUUACUAAUGGAAGAACAGUGUUUAAAAUGAAGUGUUAUUAGGAAACGCACUGGCCACCCCUCCGGUUUUCUUUCUUUUUCUUUUUUCUUUAAUUUGUCCAUUGUAAUUUUUUACUAUUAAUUAAUAUGCCCGCGGGAUUUUUUCAAAACUAUUCAAAUUUAGAUAGACUAGAUAACUAGGUGGUGUAUCUACUAUUUGUGUUCUAUUAAUUAACAACGGGACUCUGUAUAAUUAACAUGAAGGCUUUACACACUGUGCUGAUUUUUGUUAGUGAAUAUUUAUUUUAAGUGAUGGGUCACAAAUCAAAAAAAUAGUGAAUUAAUAUUUAUUGUCUUCAAGAAAUGCAAACUAAUUUGUAAUGAUGUCAGAUUUAGACCUUUGCUGGCAAUGGCCGGAAAUUAGACAUCAUUAAUAUCUCAAAAUUCUGUUGAAUUUUUAACUUUAGUAUAAUAUUUUUUUAUUUAGUUUUAUUUGUCACUUCUUUUUAAUGGACUCUCUCAAUUGUAGAAAAAUACGUACUUUGUUUAAGUAUUUCUGUAAAACAUACCAAUAUUUUUUUCAUAUAUAGUUAUCAAAGUACUCUAUUUUAGAAAAAAAAAUAUACUUGCUUAAGUAUUUCUGUAAAACAUACCUAAUUUUUUUUCAGAUUUAGUUAUCAAAGUACUCUACUGUAGGAAAAACCAUACUUGUAUUUUUUUUCAUUUAUAGUUACCAAAGUGCUCUGUUGUUGAAAAAUUCAUACUUGUUUUAUAUGUAAAAUAUACCUUUAUUUUUUUUUUAUUUUUAUAAAUAUAAAACAUACCUAUUUUUUUAUUUAAAGUUAUCAAAGUGCUUUACAAAAUUACAUACUUGUUAAAGUGUUUCUUUAAAGCAUACUUAUAAGUUUUUUAUAAUAGUUAUCAGUGAUUUUAGAAAAAAUCAUACUUGAUUAAGUAUUUCUGUAAAACAUACUUAUAAGUUUUUUAUAAUAGUUAUCAGUGAUUUUAGAAAAAAUCAUACUUGAUUAAGUAUUUCUUUAAAACAUACUUAUAGUUUUUUAUAAUAGUUAUCAGUGAUUUUAGAAAAAAUCAUACUUGAUUAAGUAUUUCUUUAAAACAUACUUAUAAGUUUUUUUAUUAUAGUUAUCAAAGUGCUCUAUUUUAGAAAAAAUCAUACUUGUUUAAGUAUUUCUAUAAAACAUACCUAUUUUUUUUUUAUUUAAUGUUAUCAAAGUACUUUAUCGUAGAAAGUUACAUACUUGUUUAAGUAUUUUUUUUAAAACAUAUAUGGUUUUUAUUAUAGUUAUCAAAGUGCUCUAUUUUAGAAAAAAUCAUACUUGUUUAAGUAUUUCUAUAAAACAUACCUAUUUUUUUUUAUUUAAUGUUAUCAAAGUACUUUAUCGUAGAAAGUUACAUACUUGUUUAAGUAUUUUUUUUAAAACAUACUUAUAAGGUUUUUAUUAUAGUUAUCAAAGUGUUCUAUUUUAGAAAAAAUCAUACUUGAUUAAGUAUUUCUGUAAAACAUACCUAUAUGUUUUUUGUUAUAGUUAUCAAAGUGCUCUAUUUUAGAAAAAAUCAUACUUGUUUAAGUAUUUCUAUAAAACAUACCUAUUUUUUUAUUUAAAGUUCUUAAAGUAUAUUAUCGUAGAAAGUUACGAACUAUUUUAAGUAUUUCUUUAAAACAUACUUAUAAGUUUUUUUAUUAUAGUUAUCAAAGUGCUCUAUUUUAGAAAAAAUCAUACUUGUUUAAGAAUUUCUAUAAAACAUACCUAUUUUUUAAUUUAAAGUUACCAAAGUACUUUAUUGUAGAAAGUUACAUACUUGUUUAAGUAUUUCUGUAAAACAUACCUGUAUUUUUUUCAUUUAUAGUUAUCAAAGUAAAUAAUAAUUAUGUGCAUACAUGAGUAACAUGUACAUAUUGAAUAAAAAUAUAGUAAAAACAGAUGUGCCCCUAAUUAUGUAUGUGUGCAUAAUAUCUUUUGCUAUAUAAAUACUGUACUACUCAAAUUAAAAACCUUUGUUAUUUCAA
This is a messenger RNA of Bicyclus anynana (squinting bush brown), 4010 nucleotides long. RefSeq lists its product as uncharacterized. The transcript has 4 exons. Gene Ontology annotation, cellular component: nucleus. The record is from RefSeq and is a predicted model, not a curated record. Bases 795 to 1310 code for a protein of 171 amino acids. NCBI's taxonomy places the organism in Eukaryota, Metazoa, Arthropoda, Insecta, Lepidoptera, Nymphalidae. Gene Ontology annotation, molecular function: zinc ion binding.